UUUAUAUUUUCCAUUAUUACUAAUUGACAUUGACAAUGAAAAUCUGUUGGCUGACAAUAAAUGUUUUUUUUUGACAACUCAGGAAACCGUCUGGGGACUAAAUUUGUGAUUUCGUGAUUAUAAUUUAUUUUCUAGUCCUCAUAAAUUUAUUAUUAUGACAGAGACAGAAACGUCGCCAGUUCAUUCUGAUGAAAUAGAUAGUUUGUUUCCUCAGUAUACUCUUUUCAAUGUUAAAAUAGAUCCCGGCCUGCAAGAUGAUGAUGGUAUUGAGAUACCAAGACCUUUCACGAAAAAUCAAAUGCGAAAAUGGUUGAAAAAGGUUAAAUGGGAGAAUCGGAAAGCCAGAAAACGUGCCGCCGAAAAGGAACGAAGAAGAAAAGCACGCGAGGCUAAUAUAGACUUUGGUCCAAGCAGGAAAGCACUAAAGAAAAUGAAUCAAGAGCGAUCCAAACAAAAUAUAGGAGUUAUUAUAGACCUCAGUUUUGAUGAUUUGAUGAUUCAAAAGGAUAGGUUUAAAGUAAUUAAACAAAUAUUAAGGUGUUAUUCACUAAACCGGAGAUCAAACAUGCCUUUUUCUUUUUAUGUCACCAGUUUUGGUGGAAAAUCUAAAAAUGCUAUGUCAAGACACAAUGGUUAUGAACAUUGGGAUGUAGAAUUUCAUGAAAAAUCCUAUCUUGAACUAUUUCCUAAAGAGAAGUUAAUAUAUUUGACAAGUGAAUCAGACAAUGUAAUAGAACAUUUUGAUGAAAAUACAUUUUAUGUAAUUGGGGGCCUGGUGGAUCAUAAUAAACACAAGGGUCUUUGUCAUAAGAUAGCAAAUGAACAAGGGAUCCGACAUGCUCAAUUACCAUUAAAUAAAUAUGUUAACAUGAAGACAAGGAAAGUGUUGACUAUUGAUCAAGUUUUUGAAAUAAUUCUAAGAGUGUGUGAAGGAAUGUGUUGGCAAGAAACACUCAUCAAUGUUUUGCCAGAAAGGAAAGGAGCCCAUGCUUGUGAUGAUGAAGAUAAUUCUGGAUCAGACACUGCACAAAACGACAAGUUAGAAAAACAAACUUGAUUUAGUUUUAUAGUUAAUGCACAAUAAUAUUUAUAAUAAUUUUUAUAGCUGUAUUGCUGGACAUGAACCUCUUUUGUACAAAUUAUUAUCUUAUAUUUUUUUAUUAAGUACACAUAGUCAUUAAUUAUAAGAAAUAAAUGAAAUAAAUUCUUUGUGUUUUAUAUUUUAUAAUCACAUUUUUUUCUUAUCAACGUCGGAGCUGAUUCACUACGAAAAUUAUACAAGGGUAAAGAAACCCACAUUUACGUGAUGAUGUAAGUUCAAGAAGGUACCUACUUGUACUUUAAACAUUGAACUAUGACCAUAUCACAACUUAUUUUUAGUAGUAAAGCUCUAACACGUGUGAGUAAUAUCCUCUGUCAACAACGGCCAGAAUACUGAUCAAAAGCAGGGCCGUACGUAUAAGUAGGUACCUAAGCUGAUUUUACCAAAUGUUUUUAUGAAACCUGUUACAAAGAUACGUGUAAAAUUUUAAGUAGGUACCUUUUAAAGGUAUACUUUACAUGAACAAUUAAAAAUUUUCAAUAUAAAAUAUUAAAAAAUAACGAACAGUUUAAUAUAAAUUUUACAUGUCAUACGUUUUGAACCAAUAUUUUAAUACUUACAUUUAGUUCAAAAGUGGUGCCAGUGUAAACCUGGAACUUGUAAAAUAUUAUUUUAUCAUCAACUAUUUGUACCUACCUAGGUAAUAUAAGAACUAAUAAAACAUAUUGUAAAUAACAAUACAUAUAAUUUUGUAAAUAACAAUAAUAACAGAAAAUAAAAAUCACAGUGUCACUUUACUUACUUAACCAAAAUUAAUGAUCGUACGAGUAUAAUCAUGUCAUCAAAGUACCUGGUAACCGGAUUGUCUAAAUUAAUUUGUAAAUAGAUGUAAAUAGGUAUGUAAUUUACACUUAUCAUUUUCAUAUACUAUUUUCCUAUAAAAUUGUAUUUUUGUAGAAAGUCUGUAAUAUGGGGAAAAAUCAAUUCAGGAUUAUUCAAAUGAACGUGAUGUGUACCAGGGACAAAAUGGCAUUCAAAUUGUUCAUUGUUCCUUGCAAUGACUUCUCUCAUUUCUACCGAAAAUUCAUCUGAAGCGUACGGAGAAUCGAUAGCUUUAAAAUAUAGCGUCGGACAUUUCAACUUCUUUACCAAAGUUUC
This is a messenger RNA of Amyelois transitella, 2200 nucleotides long. RefSeq names its product tRNA methyltransferase 10 homolog A. Gene Ontology annotation, molecular function: tRNA binding. The coding region runs from base 155 to 1057 and encodes 300 amino acids. The transcript has 4 exons. The record is from RefSeq and is a predicted model, not a curated record. Gene Ontology annotation, biological process: tRNA N1-guanine methylation. NCBI's taxonomy places the organism in Eukaryota, Metazoa, Arthropoda, Insecta, Lepidoptera, Pyralidae. Gene Ontology annotation, cellular component: nucleoplasm; nucleus.